GAUCCAUCACCAUCUCCCUGCUCGUCACCAAGUACUGGAUGCUUCCUGGAUUCUUCCUGGCCUGGCAAGCAUAUGACUGGAGAACCCCCAGACAUGGUGGCAGGCGCUCGGACUGGGUGAGGAACUGGACCCUUUGGAAGUAUUUCCGGGACUACUUUCCCAUCAAGCUGGUGAAGACUUGUGAGCUCUCUCCUAGUCACAACUACAUCAUUGGUAGCCACCCCCAUGGGAUCUUCUCCCAUGGGGCCUUUUGCAACUUUGCCACGGAGGCUACAGGCGUUGCUCAGACUUUUCCUGGGAUCGUCCCCUCUCUCACCACCUUGGAAAGGUUCUUCUUGUUCCCGAUUGUCCGGGAGUUUUUGAUGGCGAAGGGCAUAUGUCCAGCGAGUCACUCAGCCAUGAAGCACUUGCUCACUGAGAGGGGCUCAGGCAACGCUGUGAUUCUGAUAGUGGGAGGGGCCACCGAAGCCCUCCUGGCCGGGCCUGGAGAAACCACCCUCUUCCUGAAGAAUCGCAAAGGCUUUGUGCGGCUGGCUCUCCAGACAGG
Gracilinanus agilis (Agile Gracile Mouse Opossum) is the source of this 547-nucleotide messenger RNA. RefSeq names its product diacylglycerol O-acyltransferase 2-like protein 6. NCBI's taxonomy places the organism in Eukaryota, Metazoa, Chordata, Mammalia, Didelphimorphia, Didelphidae. The record is from RefSeq and is a predicted model, not a curated record. The transcript is spliced from 4 exons. The annotation marks the transcript as partial. Gene Ontology annotation, cellular component: endoplasmic reticulum membrane. Gene Ontology annotation, biological process: lipid metabolic process.